Drosophila persimilis is the source of this 783-nucleotide messenger RNA. It is a transcript of the gene Cpr23B, whose product is annotated as cuticle protein 8. The transcript is spliced from 2 exons. Lineage: Eukaryota; Metazoa; Arthropoda; Insecta; Diptera; Drosophilidae. Gene Ontology annotation, cellular component: extracellular matrix. The coding region runs from base 1 to 783 and encodes 260 amino acids. The record is from RefSeq and is a predicted model, not a curated record.
AUGGCAGCAAAGUUAUUCGUCCUGCUGUCGCUGGCCGUUGUUGCCCAAGCGGAGUACAACUAUAACGAGAAGGCAGCCACUGCCGUGAACACCCUGGAGCAGAGCUCCCCCAGCUCUGGGGAGGACUUCCUCAGCGACUACCACACGCCCAGCAACAAUGCGCUGAACUCCCAGGCCACUCCGGACGGUUACGACUAUGUGUCGCCUCGGACAAACCAAUUUGCAGCCGGCGGAAGCAGUUCGGCCAGUGUGCAUGCCUCGAAUCUGCUGCAAAGUGCCGCCAAUGCCGCAUCUGCAUCGGCAGCCCUAUUGCCUUCGCCACUGCCCGUCCUGCGACAACACCAGGAGCCGGAGAUUUUCCCGCCCGCCAGCUACAGCUUCAACUACGCCGUUAAUGACGAGAGCACCGGCGACAUCAAGGAGCACAGCGAGAGCCGCGACGGCUAUGUGGUGCGCGGAUUCUACAGCCUGAUCGAUCCCGAUGGCUACAAGCGCACCGUCACCUACACGGCCGAUGAUGUCCAUGGCUUCAACGCAGUCGUGAAUCGAGUGCCAUAUGCCCUCAAGACCGUGGCUGUUGCGGUGGCCCCUUCAGUGGUACCGGCCAUUGCCUUGGAUGAGCGCUCCAAGCUGCAAACAGAAGACAACACGCGGUCGUCGGGAGCUUCCUCUGUGGAAUCUGAGGGAUCUGAGGGAUCUGGAUCUGGAUCUGGUGCGUUCUCCCACGAUAGCUAUGCCAAUGCCCCUCGUGGCCUGGACGCUUCUGGUGGUCCCUACGCCUGA